Molecule: messenger RNA, 816 nt
Organism: Symbiodinium pilosum
Lineage: Eukaryota; Dinophyceae; Suessiales; Symbiodiniaceae
Source: the annotation of a GenBank genome assembly
AUGACAAAGAGCGAUGAGGAGUCGCUCCUGGCGCGACAGGAUGUGGUCUUCGUUGACAAGAGCUCCUCGGGGUGCUGUUCUGGCUUUUCAGGAAUGCGCGGGUGCUGCGGCUGUUGCCUCUGUACUGUCAUGGGUCUCCUGCUUUGGGUCCUCUUCUUCAUGCUGACAACGCAGUGUGCAACACGCUCGUCACCUCCUGAGCAUAUGCUCCCAGCAAAUGCCAUCGCAGCUGGUGUCCUGCCACCUUUCGAGCUAGGGACUCGGGGCAACAUGUUUCUGGAUCCUGCAUUGGAGCUCAAUCUCACAGGGAUUUGGUGGAUGGAUGGCAAUCCUCUAACUGCGGAGCAGCUGGUGACCUUUGCAGGCGCACAGGGCAUGGCGCCCUAUCCGACGACUGUGAAGAACCCCUCCAGCUUGGCAGGCCAUUGGUCCUGGUCUGACAACUUCUUGGGGCGGGGCAUCAUGCUUUUCUAUUCGUUCACAUCCUCUGCAGAGGCAACUCACGAUUUCUUCUUCUUCAACAAGACAUAUGCCGAAAUCCGACCAGUUGCGGGAGCCGUUUUUGGUGAUAAUCCUUUCCCAAUGAGGUUCAUCAAUGAUGACGAGUGGGACCGAGUGGGUAGCUAUAUCCUGCGACGCGUCGUCUACGGAGACGGUACUCCUCACCCGGUGUUUUGGCCAAAGUUUCUCGAUUGGUACCGCACAACUUAUCCCGGCCGGAACAUUGUAACCAGGAGCACCAACAACGAUUGCCUGCGAAAAUGUCAGUAUCUAGCGCCUUGCUCCAUUUGCAGGCCUAUUUGCGGUGCAGCAUGA